Molecule: messenger RNA, 1281 nt
Organism: Adineta steineri
Lineage: Eukaryota; Metazoa; Rotifera; Eurotatoria; Adinetida; Adinetidae
Source: the annotation of a GenBank genome assembly
AUGAAUGAAACGACAUAUUCACUUACUAAUCGAUCAUCAACAUCACAUAAUCAUGCAUUUAUACACUAUUUACAAUUAUUCUAUGUACCUUCUUUAGUUUUUCUUGGUAUAUGUGGAAAUGUCAUAUGCGCAAUUGUAUUUAAUACAAAAUCAUUAAGAAGAAUUCGUUCAUCAUCAUUUUUAUUUUUAUUAGCAGUUGGUGAUGUUUUCUUUUUAUUAGAUCUUUUACCGGGUUGGAUUAAUACUGGUUUUGUUCGAACAUUAUAUCAUGGUGCAAAUCUUAUAUGUAAAAUUCAAACAUAUAUAUCAUUUGUUGCGUCAUUUUUACACAUAUGGAUGGUGCUUGCAUUUACAGCCGAACGUUUUUUUGCUGUAAAUUUUCCUUUAAGACAUAUGUCACAAUGUACACCAAAAUUAUCUCGUACAAUUAUUCUAAUAAUUGUUACACCAGCAUUUUUAUUUUAUAUAUAUCCAUCAUUUUUUGCAUCCGAAGUUGAUAAAUAUGGACAAUGUCGGGAGAAGGAAAGUCAUGUACGUUAUUUAAAUCACAUUAAUAUAAUUGAUACAAUAAUGACAAUGUUUUUACCAUUUAUCCUUGUAUCAAUAUUGAAUAUAUUGAUAAUUCGAAAAUUAUUCUGUACAAAUACAUUUCGAAAACAUGUUUUUGAUAAUGGAUCAAGUUAUCAAUUUCGACGUACAUCAAAUUGGACGCAAUAUCAUACAUGUUCAUUAAAACGACAAGAAAAAAAUCGUGUUUCAAGUGAAAAAACAUCACCGGUUGUACGUAAAAAACCAAAUCGUAGUAAUAAUGAUUCAACUCGACGACAUAUUUUAACAGAAUUACGUUUAACAAAAAUGCUUUUAGCGAUAUCAUUCACAUGUUUAUCAUUAAAUUUCCCAUCAUAUUAUUUACGUUUAAUAGUAUUUUAUGAACAAACAAAAGAUGAUUUGAUAUCAAAAGAAACAUAUACGAAUUUUGCUCUUUAUAGAGAUGUUAUAUUACAUUAUAUGUCAUAUUUAAGUUAUUCAAUUAAUAUUUUUAUUUAUAUUUUUUUUGGAGCGAAUUUUCGUCGUGCAUUGAAAAGAGUUUUCUUACCAUCAAAAAGAUUUAAUGCAAAUUUAAUGAAACUUAAAUCAUUUAAUAAUGAUAAUGAUACAUGUUCACUGGAUUAUUCUAUUGGAGAAACGACAGCAUCAUUAAAUGGUUCAAUACGUAGCUAUCCCAAAUCACCUAAAUUACGCGAGUUAAAUUAUAUACAUAGAAAGUUAUUAGCAAAAUAA